AUGGCCGAUAGCGCACCUAUAUCCCAACUCGCAGCGGUAGGGUGUUUACGAAAUUCGUUGUCAAGGCGCUAUACUGCCACUGCUGUCGCCGCUUUCAGUCAACGUGUUGGACGUGCACAAGUCCAUCGUCUGUUGAAGCAUUAUCGCGGAAAAUAUCAAUCUUACAUCAUGAUUCCAUUAAUGGAGAAUAAAAUGAAAUGGGAUAGAUCGAAGAAAAAGAAGUUCCCUGAUAUUGAAAUUGAAAUGAGUAAUACACACUAUAACGGUAACGAUGAAAAAAUAACGAGGGAUGAAACGUCCAUACAAAUGAUUCCAUUGUGGUCUACUAAACAGAACAUUGAUAUCUCAUCUCCAAAUAUUGGAGUUAAGGAACAAAGUUUUAUUUUACAAAACGGGGAUUCUGGAAUUGAAUCUGUACAGGCAAGUCCAGCCCAAAAGGCGAAUAAACCCUGCAGUUCAUCUACAAUUGAUAUGUACGACGUCCCGGGCCCAUCGACAUCAAGACGAUUUAGUUCCGUAUAUCUGCAUCCUGAUCGUGCACGUUUCAAUUAUUCCAGUCCAAUUGCUUCUUGUUCUCGAGAUCACAGUGCAAUUGAGGUCAGUGACUUUGGGAUCGCGGGCAGUGGUGGCAACCUGUCGGCUGCGUCGUCGGACGCAUCAUCGCUGAGCGUGCCCGGAUCGGGGGGACCAGGCGGCCAUCGUCACAGCAUUCCAUGGGGCCGGCGCCGGAGUUCUACGUGGACUGGCCGGUACUCGGACGCCACGGACCCAGAAUUUGCGGACUUGCAGCGAAUGACCACCAGAGGCAGCGUGGGCAUGCACAGCCUGUCGGACUCGCUGCACAAGCUGACGUUCACCCAGAGCUUGGCGUUCCCGGAACUGGCACGCAAGCUGGCCAGCAGGCGGCGACAGGAACAGCUGCGGGCCGCCAUCAACGACAACAGCCAGGACGACUUCGAGGCGUGUUCAAAGUUCGUCGCCGUGGCCGGUGGGUUCCUGCUCAGCUUGAUGGUGUACUGCGUGGUGAAUAAGUACGGAAAAGUAUAAGGGUGGUCGCCCCGUGGUGACGACCCGGGGCUAAGCGCGGUCUUCGGAAACCAGACCGCGACCACUACUGCAGAAAUGAACGCCACCGAGACCGCGGCCGUGUCCGCCAUCGCUUCGGUGACACGACCCUACGCAAGCGGCCCGGUCCCAGGACCCAUUCCAGGUCAGGUUCCAGAGCCGAUACCAGGGCCACUUCCAGGGCCGCUUCCAGUGCAGGUUCCAGGGCCAGCCGUCGGUGCCAAAGAUGUUGGUAAGGGUAGUUUACAGCGGACCGGCCGCUCGCUGUGGAAUUACAUUAUCACGAUGGACGUCAUCACUACCAAGGCCACCAACGACGACCAGGGCGGUGAUCCUGACGACGAUCACGGAGGGAACGACCAUGGCGGCGGUCUGGACGACAACCAUGCAGGAAGCGACCAAGGCGGCGGCCCGGACGAUAACAGGUAGACCGUCCGGUAGUAAACGUGCGCGCCAAGUCACUGACGCGCACGCGCGCUCGUUAUCGCACCGCCACACGCGAUGUACACACACACAAAUUAGUUACAACCUUGGACGACUGAAAUUCGAUAAAAGCAAACAUAUUUGAAAGCUCCGUUCGUUUAUAAUGUUAUCUUCGUAAUAACGACACGAUGUAACCGUCGUUACUGUGUUUCUAUUUCUAGUUCUA
Messenger RNA from Metopolophium dirhodum (rose-grain aphid), 1714 nucleotides. RefSeq lists its product as uncharacterized. NCBI's taxonomy places the organism in Eukaryota, Metazoa, Arthropoda, Insecta, Hemiptera, Aphididae. The transcript is spliced from 4 exons. Bases 1 to 1047 code for a protein of 348 amino acids. The record is from RefSeq and is a predicted model, not a curated record.